GUGAGGUCAGCUCACAACUGUCAGAAUUUUAACAUGCGCACAAAUUUCAGAUCCCUGACAUCAAUGAAAGGAGGCAGGAGCAACACAGUACAUCACAUAUAUUACCUCACAACUAUUUGCAUAAUUGGUCCAGAGGCAGCUCUCUAUAAGAAGGGAAGAAGACUUAAUCUACCCAAAGGAACUCAGGAGCACUUCUGGUGGAUGUCAUCUGCGAUUCAAGGGAGGAAGGCAACUUUGAAGCUGAAACGUGUAAGUAGCUACAGAAAAAUAGUGAGCCGACGCAAUUCUUCCACAACCUGAGCCAAGGAUUAAAGCACCUGGAAGGAAGGAUCUUGCUUUGCCAUGUCCAUCUCCAUUUGGCGGCGGCUGCUGUUUCUAUUCCUGAUUUUUACUAGUGUGUGUGUCAACUUGGGGCAGCAAUUUCCAGAAGAAGAUGAGAAUGGUGAAAAGAGUCUCUUUGAUGAUCUCUCCCCAGAGGCAGAGAGCCUCAUCUUAAGUUCCAUUUUCGGAAAAGCAGAAGAUGCAAAAGAGCAUCUGGAUAAAGAGCCGGGUGCCUCUCAACUGGAUUGGUUCACCAAAAGGCAGCACCCUGGAAAGAGGAUGGUAGUGGAUAUGGAGAAGAGGCAGCAUCCUGGCAGAAGAUCUCUCUCGGAUCAAAUCCUCAGCAUUCCAAGCAGCCAGCUAGCUUAUCUGAAUGAAUUAUCCAAAAGGCAACAUCCGGGCAAGAGGUACUUGCCUUACAACAAGCGACAGCACCCUGGCAAGCAAGGUUGGGAUGAUGAGACUGAGAAUGAGGAAAUCUUAGAGAAGCGGCAGCAUCCAGGCAAGAGGUAUCUGGGUUCACAGACCCCAGACAAUAAUAUUCUCUGUGACCCCCAGGAGUCCUCUGAAUGCAGCAAAGGUAGCCUGCUGCUAGAGUUGCUAGAUAAGAUAAGCAAAGCCCACAGUGAAGAGAAAAGGCAACACCCUGGAAGAAGCUCUUUGUUGGAUGGUGAAAUAGAAGCAGAGGAAUGAGAAACAUUGUUUGUGUGUCUGUGUCUGUGUGUUUGUUGUAUUCAUUGUUUCAUUCUUCUGGAUGAUUUCUGAAUGACUUCCUCAUCUCCUUCUGCUUGCUGAUUUCUCUGCAGGUAAUUCUUUAUAAGGAAUAUAACACAGAAUGGUGGAAUACCAUAAUCCAGAUUUAGCAGUCCAUGGGCAUGUGGAUUUCAUUUUAAAGAAAAGACUGAAGUGUUUCCUUGAGUGACAGAUAGUUGGGUUUGAUACUUGUGUAAAAUGAACUUACUCAUAAAAAGCCAUACUAAUGUACCGUUUUCCCCCCAACUGUGCAUGGGCCAAUGAUAAAUACACAGAGAAGGUGGGGAUUGUCAUACUAGGAGACUAAUUAGAGCUAAUCUUGCUGCUCACUUCUGGUGCACCAGCAGCAAAGAGUCAUGCUUCCUAUUCAAGUCUGAAUAUUCUCCCAUUACAUAUAUGAAUUAAAUUACAAAUGGAGAACUGUAAUUCAGCAAGGAUUGUGUAGAAGAUCAUGGUUAUUAUAAUUCACGUCUGUAAUGGGAAUUAUUUGGUCUACACUCUUAAUUGUAAAAGAUAAAUGAUUAUAACAAAGUUACUUUGAAGCAGGACCUUUCCAGGUACUUAAUAAAUCGGAAGUGAAUAAAAGAAAGGAAGAGUUCACAAUCAGAUACUUGUCACAAAGACAAUAUUGAGUAUGUACUGCAGAUCCACUGGAAUAUUGUGGUUAGUAUCCACUGCAAUAAUCCACCCAUUUACAAUAUGGAUGGAUUAAAGAAGGAAUCAACACAAUGGCUUUUUAGAUAUUACCUAUUCACCAUGAAGAUCAAAAUCAUAUUAUCAGGCCUGUUUGGUUGCAUUGCUUAAAUCAGAUCUUCCUAGUCUGCUGUGGUUGAAAUGAGUUGAAGUAUAAUUCUCAUUGUUCUCAAUCUACAUAUCUAUGCUAGUUGACUCUUUAUAGUCCAACACAUUUGCAGACCUUCAGGAGGUCUUGAGGAGGGCUCACAUAUGAUUUAGGAUCACCAAGGUGUGGAUGUCAUAAUCUCUGGAGGAUGAGCACUAUAGGCUUUUGUAGUAGCUGGAGUUGGAAACUUCCUAUGGCUAUCUUAGUCCUUGUACUAAGAAUGAUCUCUGGACCCUUAGACUUGAGUGAUCCUUUUCUAAAUUAAGUUAUUAUUAAUUAAGCAGAAACACAAAAAGAUUUGAAGAUAUGGAUGGAGCGAAUUAGCAAUAGACAAUAGAAUAUCAAUUGCUUAUAUUAUCCAUUUAGUUCUGGAAUGAGAAAUGAACAGUGUCUUUUUUUUAAAAAAAAGAAACUUAUUCCACAUGUAUCAGUAAUCCAACUGUGGAAGGACAGAGGACCUAUGGCUAAUAUUUGAUAUUCUCCAACUAUCAUAAUGUAUAUUAUUUGUUUCCAUAUUGAUAGAAUAUACCUCUCUAUGUAGCAAUGUGGUCUUCAAAUUAUAGUUUCCAGUGACAGUAUUUUCCAUUCUGAUACCUUCUAAGUUGGGGGAGGCUGUGAAAUUACCAGGUACCAAGUUGUGAUAAUAUAAGAAGUUUCUCUAUGCUCAUUGCUAAGGUGGAGCAAAUGGAAGUCCAAUGGAGUGGAAAUGUACACUGAGAAAGAUGUCUGAUUUAGCAAUUAAACUUUUCCUAUUAUUGCAAGAAUCAGUAUGAAAAAUCUAUAGCCAAGAAUUCCUGGUUCCAGCUAGAUUCGAAUAAAGUGGAAGUAAAUCUUUCAAUUCAAACUAAAGAUUGGUAACAGCAACAAUGAAAAUUUAAAAGAGGAAUUAGUAGACAUCUUCAUCUUAUUGUGUGGAUUUUAUUUAAAAAUGUGGGAAACUGCUUACCAUGCUCAGAAGAAAUGUAUUCACUUUCUGUGAAUUAAAAGU
Thamnophis elegans (Western terrestrial garter snake) is the source of this 2903-nucleotide messenger RNA. It is a transcript of the gene TRH, whose product is annotated as thyrotropin releasing hormone. Gene Ontology annotation, cellular component: extracellular region. NCBI's taxonomy places the organism in Eukaryota, Metazoa, Chordata, Lepidosauria, Squamata, Natricidae. The transcript has 3 exons. The coding region runs from base 343 to 1014 and encodes 223 amino acids. The record is from RefSeq and is a predicted model, not a curated record. Gene Ontology annotation, biological process: hormone-mediated signaling pathway. Gene Ontology annotation, molecular function: thyrotropin-releasing hormone activity.